AUGAUUACCUCUACUCAUGUACACCCUCAGGCUAACAGACAAGCAGAGUCAAGCAAUAAGAUCAUCAUGAACAAUCUCAAGAAAAGACUGGGACAAGCUAAAGGAAAAUGGGCAGAAGAACUUCCAUUUGUCUUGUGGGCUGAUCGAACCACUUCGAAAACGGCUACUGGACAAACGCCAUUUUCACUUGUCUUUGGGACUGAAGCAGUAUUGCCUACCAAAAUGGAUUUGCCUACAGCAAGGGUAAGCCUAUUAACUUAUGAGAAAAACAAGGAGUUAUUGCUUGAAUAUCUUGAAGCUAUAACUGAGCUACGAGAAAGAACCAAGAUAAGAAUAGCAGCCUAUCAACAGCGAAUCGCUAAGUCUAAUAAUAAAAAUAUAAGAGCAAGAAGAUUUCAAAUUGGAGAUCUAGUUCUCAAAAAGGUUCUAACUAAACCCGAUGGUAAGUUGAACCCAAAAUGGGAAGGUCCAUACUUAAUAGAAGGAGAAGCUGGGAAAGGAUCCUAUUGGCCAAGCAUAAGUGGACAUCGACAGUUAUUAAACAUACUACAGGCUAAAGAUUAUAGCCAUCAAGUGGAAUCCUAA
This is a messenger RNA of Erigeron canadensis, 585 nucleotides long. RefSeq lists its product as uncharacterized. Gene Ontology annotation, molecular function: nucleic acid binding. The record is from RefSeq and is a predicted model, not a curated record. Lineage: Eukaryota; Viridiplantae; Streptophyta; Magnoliopsida; Asterales; Asteraceae. The transcript is spliced from 2 exons. The coding region runs from base 1 to 585 and encodes 194 amino acids.